AUGAGGCUGACCACAUUGUUUCCUUUGAUUUGCAUCGCCAUUGGCUACGUUCGCGCCCAACCGGCGGGCUAUCCAAAUGCCCGUCCUCCUCCGGCCACUUAUCUGCCAGCCAAGCCACCAGCUCCACCGCCUCGUCCUCCGCCGCCGCCGGCCAACAGCUACGGUCCUCCCAAGAAGGGAAAUGGAAAGCCACCACCUGCUCCACCAAAGCCCAGCUAUGGGCCACCACCCAAAAGCGGCAAUGGAAAAUCCCCGCCCAGUAAUGCCUACUUGCCACCAGACAAUGGCAAUGGAGGAGCAGGAGGCGGUGGCGGUGGUGAGGAUAUACCCAUCAUCAAGUUGGAGUCCAAGGUCAACACUGAUGGUUCGUAUAAGUACGAGUACGAGACCGGAAACGGAAUAAAGGCCGAAGAGAUGGGCUACCUGAAGAACGCCGGAGUGAAAGGAGCGGAGGCACAGACGGCGGAGGGUUCCUUUUCCUACACCAGUCCCGAUGGCCAGGAAAUCUCACUGACCUACAUUGCGGACGAAUACGGAUUCCAGCCGCAGGGCGAUCACCUGCCCACUCCGCCGCCCAUUCCCAUCGAGAUUCAGGAAGCGUUGGACAUGCUGGCCGCCGGAGGUGGAUGCCAUGGAUGCGAUGACAACGAAACGGGAGGCAAUGAUGAUGGCGGUGGAGGUGGCUAUGUCUACCGACGAAAGUGA
Messenger RNA from Drosophila erecta, 705 nucleotides. It is a transcript of the gene Cpr65Az, whose product is annotated as pupal cuticle protein 20. NCBI's taxonomy places the organism in Eukaryota, Metazoa, Arthropoda, Insecta, Diptera, Drosophilidae. The record is from RefSeq and is a predicted model, not a curated record. The coding region runs from base 1 to 705 and encodes 234 amino acids. Gene Ontology annotation, molecular function: structural constituent of chitin-based larval cuticle. Gene Ontology annotation, cellular component: chitin-based extracellular matrix. The transcript is spliced from 2 exons.